This is a messenger RNA of Oncorhynchus masou masou (cherry salmon), 7484 nucleotides long. Its product is annotated as cadherin-7-like. Gene Ontology annotation, cellular component: catenin complex; plasma membrane; adherens junction. Lineage: Eukaryota; Metazoa; Chordata; Actinopteri; Salmoniformes; Salmonidae. Gene Ontology annotation, molecular function: cadherin binding; calcium ion binding. The coding region runs from base 545 to 2941 and encodes 798 amino acids. Gene Ontology annotation, biological process: cell-cell junction assembly; multicellular organism development; homophilic cell-cell adhesion. The record is from RefSeq and is a predicted model, not a curated record. The transcript is spliced from 12 exons.
CACGUAGUUGGAGCUAGGGAGCUGAGCAGCACAGUUAUUGCAAUCACGUUGAACGUGCCACUGUCUGUGGCAGUGGCAUCGUCCGGACUGUGUGUGAGAGAGGAAGACAUCAAACGACAGUAGUGGUAAGGGAAGGUUUAUAAAAUGUUACAGCGCGGCUUUCUCAACACCUCAACUGUGGCAGUGUCUUCACAAUGUGUUGGAUUCUCUUUUGGAGCAAUGGCUAUGUGAUUGCGGGUUCCUUUUGAGUGCGUUCCAGAGAGGAAAAGGCUCCAAUUAUCAACUGCAGGUGUGAAGUAGACGUGUUCUGACACCUUGGCAACCAGCAAUCACAAUCCAUCCGUCUGUCUGCUGAAGGAUACACUUGCUCGUUAAACACCAUCUCUUCUCUUGAACCCCCCCAGUUUAUUCAGUGAAUGGUGGACAAGGCUGGUGGAUGGUGGACAACGCUGGUGGAUGGUGGACAACGCUGGUGGAUGGUGGACAACGCUUCUUCUUGAGUCUUUUCCAGUAAAAUUUCAACAAACAAAUUGUAUCAAAAAAGAUGCGACUGAACUGUCCCCCCAUGUGGAGUGUGAUUAGCGUGUUGACUGUGCUCGUACCCCUUUGGGAGAUGGGUUGCUCUGGCCUGACCUUGAACUCAGUGCCCCUGCAUCAGGUCGGAAUGUACCAAAGGAGCGGCGAAGGGGGGGCACACCACAGGCAGAGGCGCAGCUGGGUGUGGAACCAGUUCUUUGUGCUGGAGGAGUACAUGGGGGACGAGCCACUCUACGUGGGCAAGCUUCACUCGGACGUGGACAAGGGUGAAGGGCAGGUGAAGUACGUACUCAAUGGAGAGGGAGCUACCUCCAUCUUCACCAUCGACGAGAACACGGGUGACAUCCACGCCACCAAGCGUCUGGACCGCGAGGAGCAACCUUACUACACGCUCCGGGCUCAGGCCAGGCACCGCCACACCAACCUGCCCGUGGAGCCAGAGUCUGAGUUCGUCAUCAAGGUCCAGGAUAUUAACGACAAUGAGCCAAAGUUCCUGGAUGGACCCUACUCAGCCAGGGUCCCCGAGAUGUCCCCAGUGGGCACAUCUGUGGUGACGGUGGUGGCGACUGACGCAGAUGACCCCACAUAUGGAAACAGUGCCAGGGUGGUCUACAGUAUCCUUGAGGGCCAGCCCUACUUCUCCGUGGAACCAAGAACAGGCGUGGUCAGGACGGCUCUGCCCAACAUGGACCGCGAGGCCAGGGACCAGUAUCUGCUCGUCAUUCAGGCCAAGGACAUGGUGGGUCAGAUGGGAGGACUCUCCGGGACCACCUCUGUCACGGUGACGCUCACUGACGUCAACGACAACCCACCACACUUCUCUCGCAAGAGUUAUCAAUUCAGCGUGCCCGAGUCCCUGCCGGUGGCCACGACAGUAGCCAAGAUAAAGGCGCUAGACUCAGAUGUGGGACCCAAUGCUGAGAUGGAAUACAGGAUCGUGGAUGGGGACGGCCUGGGACUGUUCCGAAUCACCCCCGAUCCAGACACACAGGAGGGCCUCAUCACUCUGCAAAAGGGCCUGGACUUUGAGACCAAGUCGAGCUACACCCUGCGUGUCGAGGCGUCCAAUAGAAACAUCGACCUGCGAUUCCUGUCCCUGGGGCCGUUUAGCGACACAGCGACAGUGCGCCUCAACGUGCAGAACGUGGACGAGCCGCCCGUCUUCUCCUCGCCGUUCAGCAAGAUGGUAAUCUCGGAGGAGGCAACGGUAGGCACCACCAUCGGGACCAUCUUCGCACACGACCCAGACUCCAGCAACAGUCCCAUCAGAUACUCUAUAGACCGCAACACCGACUUGGAGCGUUUCUUCAACAUAGACGCCACCACCGGUGUCAUCAGCACCGCCAAGCCCCUGGACAGAGAAGUUAACGCCGUACACAACAUCACCAUCUUUGCCACGGAGAUCCUGGACCCAUUGCAAGUGGGAAAGGGUGUAGUUCUGAUCACAGUGACGGACAUCAAUGACAACGCGCCUGUCUUCGCCAUCGAGUAUGAGACCUACCUCUGUGAGAGUGCCAGACCUGGACAGGUCAUUGAGACCAUCAGUGCUGUUGACCGAGACCAGCCUCAGAGUGGACACCGCUUCUUCUUCUCCCUGACCACUGAGGCUGCUGGGAAUCUCAACUUCACCCUGAGAGACAACAAAGACAACACGGCUUCUGUGCUGACCAAGCGAGGGGGUUUCCAGCGCCGCCACCAGAACGUGUACCGCCUCCCCGUCCUCAUCAUGGACAAUGGGAGCCCCGCCCUCAGCAGCACCAACACCCUGUCCAUCCGGGUGUGCGACUGUGACCCUGAUGGGAUCCCCCAGUCGUGUGGGAGUGAGAACUCCAUGCUCUCAGCGGGCCUCAGCACCGGGGCCCUCAUUGCCAUCCUGGCCUGCAUCCUCACACUACUGGUGCUGGUCCUGUUGAUCAUCACCAUGCAGCGACGGAGGAAGAAGGAGCCCUUGAUCCUGGACGAGGAGCGUGACGUGCGCGAGAACAUUGUGCGCUACGACGACGAGGGCGGCGGCGAGGAGGACACCGAGGCCUUUGACAUGGUCGCUUUGCGCAACCUCAACGUAGUCCGUGAGAGCGGCAGCAAGAACCGCCGUGAUGUCACCCCAGAAGUGCCCACCCUCUUCUCAUCUUCCCGGCCACCGCCGGACAACGGCAUCUUCCGCGAGUUCAUCUGGGACCGGCUGAAGGAGGCCGACGUGGACCUGUCAGCACCGCCCUACGACUCACUGCAGACGUACGCCUUCGAGGGCAGCGGCUCAGCCGCAGAGUCACUCAGCUCGCUGGAUUCCCUGAGCAUGGACUCAGAGCAGAACUACGACUACCUCAGCGACUGGGGGCCGCGCUUCAAGAAACUGGCAGACCUCUAUGGCCACAGCGACGGCGGCAACCUCUUCGUCUCUUAGCCCUCGGUUGAGCCCCGCCGAACCAUCAGCGCGGACAACAGAACAAACAAGUGAAGUAAACAGAAGGAUAUGAUUAAGGAUACAAGAAAGGACAUUUUAGAUGACGAUAGGAUGAUGCUGUACUCUGAGAGGACAUUUUAUUGGUGUGUAUAAAUGCAUCAAUGUGGGUUGAGAAUUAACUGUAGGAUGGUGGUUUUCCAUUCAAAAUGCUUGUUUUGGGCACUCUGCAUACUGGCUGGAUUUUUCAAAGGAUCACAUUUUGGAGAUUUUGUUAGUAAUGUUUUAUCAUGAAAUGAUGCAAAGCUUAAAACGUUGGGACGGCCUCCAGACCCGUUGGAAGAACCUCAACGCACUAAUGUCCAGACAUUCUCAUGUCACAGUGACAUUCAAACGGAACAAGGAGUGAACCGAUAUCUAUGCUUCAGUGGUGUUACAACAGUGACAUUUUCAAGUACAACAUCUUGUCAUGGUGAAAUGAGUAGCCUGACCUCUUCAACUGGCCCUGUAGUCUGUCCCAGGGUUCACUAUGAUCUGUAACAUUUGUUUCAAACUGAUAUUUAGGGGUUCACAGCUUUGCUGUAAAAUCGAUUGUUAUUCUCAUGUUAUAAUGUUUUCCUUGACAUGGUAAAAUAAGUCAAGCAUAGAUUGAUAACUUUUGCUUGAAUUCGGCACACAAAAACUGGAGGCCAUGAGUAACUUGAUCUAAAAUAAUGGUACUGAUUGACCUAUAGGUGGCGCUGUUACACUGUCUCAUUUAAACCCUCAUAUCCGCCGCCCAGUAUGACCUACAGACUUUAAAAUUUGUAUUUUUAUUUUUUUUAUUUUACCUUUAUUUAACCAGGCAAGUCAGUUAAGAACAAAUUCUUAUUUUCAAUGACGGCCUGGGAACAGUGAGUUAACUGCCUGUUCAGGGGCAGAACGACAGAUUUGUACCUUGUCAGCUCAGGGGUUUGAACUCGCAACCUUCCGGUUACUAGUCCAACGCUCUAACCACUAGACUACCCUGCCGCCCCAUGUAUGUAGGUGUCUUUCCUCAUACUGAACAAAUUUACCUCAAGGACACAUAAGGCCAGCCAGGAUAGAUUUUCCUACAUCUUGGACAUUUUGGAAAAUCUUUGAAAACCGUAUACUCAUGAUAAAAAUAACAUAAAUAAGGGAUUGGUUAACAGGGCUGAGUAAUUAUUAAAUCUAGAAAUCUGAUUUACGUGUCCAUUUAAAUCCUUUGUAAAAAUCCAUUUCACAAUGUCCUAUCAAUUUGCAACUUCUUAGGGUCAUCAAAGACAUUACCGUGAUGAACCAUGUUAAGUUUGGCAUUGAUAUCGUAAAGGCCGAAUUUAACCGUUUUUAUAUCAAUGUCAAAUCAUUUCUCGUCAACAAUUAAAUAAAUACCUUACUGUAAUAGAUUUCCAUUGAAAUUGACAAUAGUUUUUAGCAAAUAACUAUUUCUCAAGCAAGACCCCAUGGUGUAUGUGGAGAUGGAAAAAAUUAAAAACUAGCUGCUAUUGGCAGGGAGGUUUGGAACUCUUUGUUAUUGGUCUAUUAACCAAUUUACUGCCUGGUGACAUCACCAUGUGGUAAAUUGAACUCCCACCCAUGCAAACCUUCUGAUUAGAACAUUCAGUGUAGCAUUCAUUGUAUUUUCAAAACAUGGCAGAGUUAUUGACACAUUUUUUUUUAUACUGCAAAUCUAUUCCACAGUGGCCUGUCAACGUGAAACUAUUAUUGACAUCCCUAAAAUGAACCACACUUAAUUAUUAUUAACAACUCAUUCUUUUCAUAUGUAACGCUCAUGCUCAAAACCACAUUCUCCUCAUAAAACCAUGCGUCACUUUCACUCCAUAUUUUGAUUGCACUUAAAGGAAGAUGCUUCCAACAUGAUAGAGUGCUUUGUUAUUCAAUUGAUCUUGUGUCCUUUGUCAUCCUGUGAACCCUGUUCAUUGCUGCUGGCAGGCAGUUAUAUUUAUGGAAGAGAUUCUCAAAACAGGAUAAAUCCUUAUGGAUUUUACAGCAGGUUUUCAUCAAUGGUGGACUUGAUCAAUUCAGGCUUACUCUGCUCCAUAUUCAGUGGAGCUCGCCGUUGCAACAUUUUUUGAAACAGAAAACAGAAAUGGGUGUUUCUUAUUCGACCGGUAGUCCAGUAGUCUCUCUUCCAUUUGGUGCCUACCGAACACGGUCACGAUCUACAAUCCUAUAACGGUAUCUAGACACCUGUCCGAUUUGUCCGCUCUCACGCUCAAGUUCCAAAUGAACAUGCUUAGAGUGUCACAAUGCCCUGAGGUUCUGAAUGGACAUGCUUAGAGUGUCACAAUGCCCUGAGGUUCUGAAUGAACAUGCUUAGAGUGUCAAAAUGCCCUGAGGUUCUGAAUGGACAUGCUUAGAGUGUCACAAUGCCUCUGAGGUUCUGAAUGGACAUGCUUAGAGUGUCACAAUGCCUCUGAACGGUGUAGCAGGGAAGGUGAGAUAAGGCAAAGAGACUGGGGUUGGGGGGGUAGCGAUGAAGAAAACACUAUCAUGUCACAGCCUGGAAGCCUUGUAAACAUCUGCAGUGAUUGCACCGUAUUGGUAAGUUCAAAAUUUAAAGCUGUUGUGAUUGUUUUAUCUAUCCUAUGAGGUGUUCUAGCAACCAUGAUGGUUAAAUUUGUUGUUUUUUUAGUUGUUUUUUUUUACGGAAACAUAGCUGUAACAGCAUUGGAAAAUACAGUUAGUGUUGGGAAACGAUUUACAGCAAAGCUGUGGGCACUUGUAAAGAUUCUAAGCCAAGGAGAAUGUCAACUGUUAUUUUGCAUGCAGUGAGUAGAAAUGGAACUGUGGGAAAUCCAGGAUGGAAAAAGCAAGGCAAAAAACAGCUGGGAAACAAAACAAAUCUAGUUUUUGGUUAAGAGCUCUGAUGAGGCCUUAUACAUUUGAUGCUCAUUAGUUGGAGAAAACAUUACACCCUAAAUGGAACCAACACAGUUCUUCUGCAUAUCCUUCUUCCCACUGUCGUGCUGACCCAAACCGUACAAUGUUGGCAAUAUAUAGUUCAAGAGUACAGUAAAAUGUCACUUAAAUCAACAGGUAUAAUGAAGUACAAUGCAGUACAAAUGCUUUUAUCGACAGCAACAUAAUAAGCACCUGCUAAGACCCCCUUAUAAUAUCUUCAGUUUCAGCUCAUACCAAUCUUGAUUUAUUAUCAGCUAUUUUGAGGCUGUUGAAAAAAUGUAUGCCUACAAAUGUCUAAAGUUGAUUACAAACGUAUAAUAUACAUUUUAUUCUAUUAUUCUUUACUAUAAUAAAUCGUUAUACUGUUGCCUGGAAGUGAGGAAGACAUGCUUAUACUUCUGCCAUCCACAGUACAGUAUUUGAGUUACAUAAAAACAAUAAAACCUUGUAUAGGAUUCUUUUCAGUUAGAAAAACACAUUUAAUAAAUACCUUUCUGGGUUUUCAAUGAUUACAUUUCAGCUAAUCUCUACCACAACUGAUAAUUAAGUAAUUCUGCUUCCUAAGUGAUGAUAAUGAAGAUUGAGGUUAUUUUCUUUAGUGAUGGCUGUCAUCGUUAAGGAAACACAAUUAUUUGUUAACAGUCUUUGCUAAAUGGAAUUUUAAAGAGAUACCGAAAUCUCGUCAGGCCUGGCUCAAAGUUUUAAUAAAUAUACAUUUAAUGAAGCAGAUUGCCAGAGAUCAUCUGCACUUGGAUGAGACACUAGGGGAGAGGCUUCGCUUUACCACACAAAUUAGUGUUUACAAAAAGAUAAAUACACAAAUUAGUGUAUACAAAAAUUAGUGUAUACAAAAAAAUAAAUACACAAAUUAGUGUAUACAAAAAGAUAUAUACACAAAUGAGAACUAUUGUCAAUAAUAUUAUGAGUUUGUUCUGUAUUUCUUUGGUGUAGAAAGUUGUAUUUUAUCCAUGAAGCAUUUCAUUUGCACACACUCUUAAAUGGACUCAGUUGUUGUUCUUGUUACGGUAUUAGAAUACUGCAAACCCUUAGGUUUGCCACGAAAUAUUGAUGUCAUAAUUCAUUUAUUAAAAGAACUUAAGAAUUUCGGAGUACCUGCACUUCUCUUUCAUUGGGAUAUUUAUUUUUCCUAUUUUACAUUAUGGAAACAACUUCAUGAUAAUUUGGUUGAUGUUUUUUUUUUGUGGGGGGGGGGGUUGUUACGAAAGCAUUGUAUGUACGCACGGCUUGUUUUCACUCUGAUCUAAGGAAUAUGACACCUGGUGAAUAUCAAAGUGGCCUUGCCUGUUAGGAAAAGAGAAAAUGGACAACUGGUGUCAAGUGGCUGAUAAGGUGUUCACAUGAGGACAUCCUCAGUCUCAGCAGGACCUGUGUCCGUCUCACCGUAGACUGACGCCAUUCUGAACCCCAACACAACUCAACACUACUCAGCAGACAAUCACUGCUCUGUUUUUUCCCUCAGCCCAGCCAGUCUUGUGUAUUUGUGCAUAGAGAGAGGAAACUGAAACUCACAUUGUUUUGUAAAGGAACUGUAAAGGAAAUGCCGACAAUGGCUCUUGACUGUAAGUCACCUGUUCAACUUUCAAUAAAGUCCUAAAUAUGG